Molecule: messenger RNA, 1743 nt
Organism: [Candida] anglica
Lineage: Eukaryota; Fungi; Ascomycota; Pichiomycetes; Serinales; Debaryomycetaceae
Source: the annotation of a GenBank genome assembly
AUGUCUGAAAUUGAAGAAGCUAAAGUUGCCCGUGCUGUUAGUCUUGAAGACGGUUCUGACAAGGUAGUUCCUAAAGAUUUGGAAGACUAUGUCGACGCUCAAACCACUGACGAAACUGAUACCUCCUCUAUUUCAUACGUGAACCAAAUAAAGUCUCGUUUCCCCCAUUACAAGUUGGCCAUUCAUAUCUUUUGGGGAUGUUUUUUCACUGCUUGGUGGAUUUCCAUCAUCGCUCAGGAUAAGCACAGACCUAAAUGGUUAAUUCCAACCAUUUUCUGGGGGAUGAUGAUGGUUAGACUUAUCACUUUUCAUUCACGUAUUUUAUAUAUUUUGCUUGGUUAUGUCAAAUAUGUUUGGGACUAUUUCUGUGACAUCAUUUACACAAAGCUUUUCCCUUCAAGACCAAUUCGUUUACUUGUUGGUGGUAUUAUCACCCUUGCAGUAAUUUUAGUUGGUACUUUUGUCCCUUCAGAAACCGAAUAUUCAAAGAGAGCAGAUAGAGCUGUCUCCUUUUUCGGAGUUGUUGUCACCAUUGCCGGUCUUUACAUUACAUCCAACAAUAGAUCAAAAAUUCAAUGGAGAACUGUCAUUGCUGGUUUAUUGAUGCAAUUUAUUAUUGCCUUGUUCGUCCUUAGAACCAAGUGUGGUUAUGACGUCUUUAACUUUAUUUCCACUCUUGCUAGAGAAUUACUUGGUUUUGCUAAGGAUGGUGUUGCCUUCCUUACAAAUGCUGAAGUUUCUGCAUACGGGAUGUUUUUCUUUGCUGUCUUACCAGCUGUUGCCUUCUUUGUGGCUUUCAUUCAUAUCUUAUACUACUUCGGUAUCAUGCAAUGGUGUAUCCGUAAGUUUGCAUACUUUUUCUUCUGGGCUUUGAAGGUUACUGGUGCUGAAGCUGUCACUGCUGCUGGUUCUCCUUUCCUUGGUAUUGGUGAAUCUUCUGUUUUGGUUAAGGAUUUUAUGCCAUUCUUAACUAAGGCUGAAAUCCAUCAAGUCAUGUGUUCUGGUUUCUCAACCAUUUCUGGUUCUGUUUUAGUUGGUUACAUCGGUUUAGGUUUAAACCCACAAGCCAUGGUUUCAUCUUGUGUUAUGUCUAUUCCUGCUUCAUUGGCCAUUUCCAAAUUAAGAUACCCAGAAACUGAAAUUGCUGUCACUUCUUCAAGAUGUGAAGUUACUGAUAACAUUGAAAAUGAAGAAAACAAACCGGUUAAUGUUCUUCAAGCAUUUGCCAAUGGUGCCGGUCUUGGUUUAAGAAUCGCUGGUUUUAUGAUGAUUCAAUGUAUGUGUAUCAUUGCCCUUGUUGCCUUAAUCAAUGGUGUUUUGACUUGGUUCGGUAAAUUUUGGAACAUUCAUCAUUUAACCUUGGAACUUAUGCUUUCUUAUAUUCUUUACCCAGUUUCAUUCUUACUUGGUACUCCAAGAAGUGAAAUUUUACUCGUUUCUAAAUUAAUUGCCACCAAGAUUAUUCAAAAUGAAUACAACGCUUACUCCAUCAUGCUUAAUGAUGCUCCAUAUAAUGAAAUGUCAAAGAGAGCGACCAUUAUUGCCACUUAUGCUUUGUGUGGUUUCUCCAACUUGGGUUCCAUGGGUAUUCAAAUUGGUGUCUUGGGUACUUUAGCUCCAAAGAAGGUUAAAGAUAUUGCAUCUGUCAUUGUUUCAUCCUUAAUUUCUGGAUUGUUGGCUACUUUGUUGUCAACUGCAAUUGCUGCUAUGGUCAUGCAUGACUUGGGUGGAUUUGUUGUUUAA